Molecule: messenger RNA, 1788 nt
Organism: Equus caballus (horse)
Lineage: Eukaryota; Metazoa; Chordata; Mammalia; Perissodactyla; Equidae
Product: retrotransposon Gag-like protein 8
Source: RefSeq, a predicted model, not a curated record
CCUCCCUGCCCACCUCGGCCGAGCCCCGCAGAGCCCAACCAAGCGAGCGCGGCGCGAUGGACGGCCGAGUGCAGCUGAUCAAGGCCCUCCUGGCCCUGCCCCUGCGGCCCCAGCCGCGACGGUGGAGGAACCCGAUUCCCUUCCCCGAGACGUUCGACGGCGACACCGACCGGCUCCCGGAGUUUAUCGUGCAGACGGGCGCCUACAUGCUAGUGGACGAGACCCUGUUCUCCAGCGAUGCCCUGAAGGUGACGUUCCUCAUCACCCGCCUCACGGGGCCGGCCCUGCAGUGGGUGAUCCCCUACAUCAGGAAGAAGAGCCCCCUCCUCAAUGAUUACCGGGGCUUCCUGGCCGAGAUGAAGCGGGUCUUUGGAUGGGUGGAGGACGAGGACUUCUAGGCCAGGAGACCCUCGGCCUGGGGGCGGGUGCUCGGGGAGGGUCCGCUGCGCCAGUGGCCGCCGCCCAGAUCGCGACAGGCGUCCUCCCGCCACGCCUCCCCCUCCCUUACCUUCGAGUCGCCGCGAUCUCCCCCGCGCUCCUGUCCCCUCCCGCGUAGUGCUUGCCUCUGUUCCAGGAAUAGCACUCCAGGUUCCCGCUGCUGCCGCUGGGCCUCGCUCUGGAGCGCGCCGCCGCCGCCCCCUCUGGCCUGCCCGGGCCCUCCCGUGCACACUUGGCUCUGCCUGUGCUCCAGCUGCAAGCUGGGCUCCGGUUACCCUCUGGACAGACCACUCACAGCCCGCCCCCUUGCCGGACUCCCGGGCCUGCAUCGAUGUGCCCAGAGACCUGCGCUGCCGCCGCCAUCACCAUCCACCGCAUCCCACCGACAGACUGCAGCCUCCAGCGAUCUGGACUCACCCGGGAGGUGUCUGAGCAGGCCACGGCCCCUGGACCACGAUUCAGACAGCCCACUGCCCCCCCUGUGAAGGGGCCGCCAGCCUUUCACCGUCAGCGGGACCCAUUUCCUCCCUACUCCCAGAGACAACUUCUGCUCCUGCCAGAUGGCCGCCAGGUCCCAGGAGUGCCUGGCAGCUAAAUCGAGCCACUUGUUUUCUCCUGUGGACCUGUUAGUUUUGCCCAGAAUCCAGUUCUCUCCUGAAUUUGCAGCUGUCUCUCUGAUGUGUGCCUUUUGUUCAACACAGUCACCCCUGCACUCUGCCCGGCUCUUCUACACUACCUGGACAAAAGUCUUUUCCUUAUUUUCAAUAAAUGUCAGACGCUAUUAAAAAAGAAAUUGAGUCUCAAUGACUGUGGUGCCUCUCCCUCCCUGGUCCAGUACCUGGGGUCCGUGUCUUGUUCAGCAGGUAUGUCCCCUGCCAUUGUGUGGCUGAUGUUGAGUCUUCAUCUAAAACAGAAAAGAUAAUCGGUGGUGGUCCCGGUGAUGGGGACCCUGCUAGUAGAUCAUUCAAUCCCAGAUGCUGACUCUUCUGAACCACUCAGUUCCAUGAAGCAACGGACCUUGAUCUGAUUUUGGCCAAGGUGAGGUAAAGAGAAGCGAGCCAGCAUGCUGUUGGCAAAGAUUUCCUCAUUUCUAAGAAGCUGCUGGGAAGCACACCACCUGACUUUUACAAGCCAUAAAUCCUACACAUUUGUUGCUGAGCACCUGCCAUAGUUUUCUUUAACCCAUUUUUCAGGGAACCAGCAGAAUGACAGGUGCUUCAGAAAAAACAUUUACAUUUAUAGAGUCUGAGUGUGUGAGUAGUGGAGAAAGGAAUGUAGCACUGAGAUGGUUAGUUUAGGUACAAACCUGGUUGAUCACCUGCAGGACAAUAAAAUUGUAACUUUAAUGGG